Molecule: messenger RNA, 1733 nt
Organism: Branchiostoma belcheri (Belcher's lancelet)
Lineage: Eukaryota; Metazoa; Chordata; Leptocardii; Amphioxiformes; Branchiostomatidae
Product: alpha-2,8-sialyltransferase 8B-like
Exons: 6
Coding region: 204-1304 (366 amino acids)
Biological process (GO): oligosaccharide metabolic process; N-glycan processing
Molecular function (GO): alpha-N-acetylneuraminate alpha-2,8-sialyltransferase activity
Source: RefSeq, a predicted model, not a curated record
CGUAUGUAACACCGAUACAUAUGUAACGGUACCCAACGGGUUUCUCAAGCGGACACCAAGUAAUGAUUCGCCGCCGGUCGACCGUCUAAGAUGAAGUAACUGUGGCAAGACGACGGCAGUCCAUUCUUCACAGCAUGGUCACUACUGGUCAACCCAAUAACUGAGCGGCUAUAGAAGGCUUUGGAGGGGGAACGUCAGCGAAAAUGGCAUGUAACGGUGCGGCGGGGAUUUUCCGCGGUUCACUGGGGAGGAAGAGGAUGGGCUUCCUGGUGCUGAUGUUCCUGGUGAUAUUUUCAAUGAUGGCGUUUCACGUACAACGGCAGUGGAUGUUUGUACGAGACACCACGCUACUAGAGACACUAGAAUGUUACAGAUUACAGAGCGGAGCAGUGAAGAAGAACUGUAGUGCUCUGACUGACACCAGGAACUGGACAAGAAACGAGACUGUCAUCAAAGACAUCCAGGAAAAAGUGAAGCAGUUCUUCGACCCCACGGGGAACAUGUCCCUGCUGCAGUCUCAGGUCAAGCCUGGUGAUCGCAUCUGGUUCCUAAAGAGCCACUUCUUCUGGCAGCCGUCCGUGACGGUCUCCCAAACCUUCCACAACAUGCUGCCGUCCAGACCCCCGCUGGAGAACAAACACUUCCGCAAGUGUGCGGUUGUGGGGAACUCAGGAAUCCUCUCCAACUCUGGCUGCGGCCGCGAAAUCGACACUCAUGACUAUGUGUUCCGCUGCAAUCUCCCCGAGCUCGAAGGCCACGAGAGAGACGUCGGCGCCAAGUCAAACUUCACGACAAUGAAUCCGUCCGUGUUGUACACGUAUUACAAAGAGUUUGCGGAGCCAAAGCUGAAGGAGCGCUUUAUCCAGAGACUGCGCCGUUUGGGACGGGGGAUCUUGUUUAUACCUGCUUUUGUUGCAAAGUCGGAAAAAUACCACGUGCAGUGGACGAACGACAUAAUCGUAAAACACAAUAUCAGCGUACGCACGGCGUACCCAAGUCCAGACAUGGAGAAGUGGAUAAGAAGGUACUGGAAGUCUACAGAAUACAGGGUUGCCCGCCCCUCCUCGGGAAUGUGGAUGUACACCUUUGCUGCCAGUCUAUGUGACGAGGUGCAUCUCUAUGGCAUGUACCCUUUUGAUAUCGACAGGUAUGGUCGCAAUAUUAAGUACCACUAUUACGAUCCGCGGCCCUUCGCGACUAUGUACGGCGGUCACGACAUGCCGAUCGAGUUCCAAGUCUUCAAGAGUCUGCACGAGAAGGGCGCGCUACGCCUCCAGACGGACAAGUGCCAAGCAGCGCGAUAACACGCAGUCCUCCGCCACUGCGGUAUCAAUACGCAAUCUCCAAGCAGAUAUAGGGUGUGGCUCAAAGUUUUACAAUUUUCUAGGUUUUCUAGAUCUUUCUUGUGGUCCCUUUUGGGAAGAUGAAGAAACAAAAAUUUGUCUCACUAGAAAACCUCAAAAAUAUUUGUAAACACUGAGCCAGACCUUAACAUCUGCUUGGAGAUUCACAAUACGUAGUUUGAGGUGUGGUACCAUCGGAAUUAGUGUGCUUGCACCUAUCAGUGAAAACCUCAGGGGGAAUCAUUCUGACAUGAUAUACAGGUGUCAAGCCAGUCCCCCCAGUUCAUUUGCAUGAGCCUACCCCCACAUUAUUGACAUUGAAUUGACCAGUCAGGGCUUGAAAUACCUGCCUAUUAUUUGCAAGGAUACAGCUUUGUUAUUGCCAGUAAG